AUGAAAAUAGCUGUUGAAGGAUGUGCUCAUGGCGAGCUGGAAAACAUUUACGACACCAUCCAAAUGACACAAGAAAAACACGGGAUAAAAAUAGACCUGCUGAUUUGUUGUGGAGACUUCCAAUCGUGUAGAAACAAAGAUGAUCUGUUGUGUAUGGCAGUUCCCCAAAAGUACCAGAACAUAUGCACCUUUUACAAGUAUUACUCAGGUGAAAAGACAGCUCCUGUAUUGACAAUAUUCAUUGGUGGCAAUCAUGAGGCUUCAAAUUACUUGCAAGAACUCCCUUAUGGUGGAUGGGUAGCCCCAAAUAUAUUUUAUCUAGGUUAUGCGGCCGUCAUCAAUAUAGCAGGUGUUAGGAUAGCUGGGUUAUCUGGAAUCUACAAAAGUAAGGACUACAAUAAAGGUCAUUUUGAGAAACCCCCUUAUGAUGAAAACUCCAAGAGAACUGUGUAUCAUGUGAGAAAUUUGGAGGUGUUCAGACUGAAACAGUUAACAGGAAAUGUAGAUAUAUUCUUGUCCCAUGACUGGCCAAGUGAGGUGUACAAACAUGGAAAUGUCAAACAGUUACUAAAAAGGAAGCCUUUCUUCAGGGAAGAUGUUGAGAAGGGAGAAUUGGGAAGCAAAGUAUGUGAAGACCUUCUGCACCAAGUGAAGCCUAAGUACUGGUUUUCUGCCCAUCUACAUUGUAAAUAUGCUGCAUUAGUGAAACAUGACAAUGACUCUGUGACUAAAUUCUUAGCACUAGAUAAGUGUCUGCCAAAAAGAAAGUUUUUGCAGAUAAUGGAAGUGUCACAUGAUGAUAAGGCUAAGAUGGACAUCAGUUAUGAUUUGGAAUGGCUGACUAUUUUGUAUCUGACCAAUCAUUUGCUGUCUGUGAAGGGCACAAAUGUUUAUAUGCCUGGACCAGGAACACAGGAAAGGUACAAUUUCGCGCCUUCCGAAGAAGAAAAGGCCCACGUGCUGUCGAGGUUCGACAACGAUCUGACCGUACCGAAAAACUUCGUGAAAACGGCGGCGGCCUUCGACCCCGGCGCCCCCAAAACCAAACCGAAGCCCCCCGAGCCGGUGCUCAACCCCCAGACAGUCUUGUUCUGCGACAAGCUGGCCGUGGACGAUCCGGUGUCGCAAGCCUCAGAAAACGAUGGGACGCAGAUGGACCAGAGCAUAGCAAGCCUGACGGCCUCAUUCAUCGACGACACAAUCGAGAACGAUUCAUUGAAUUCCUCUCAACUCACCCCGUUGAAAAGGCUGAAUUUGUCCCUACCCGACCCUAAAGUAGAAGAAGAAGACAAAGACAUGUUCGACGACAGCGCGGCUAGCGUGGAAGAAAACGAGAAAUCACAGGAAGAAAAUGUGAAAUCAGAAGAGAAGGAUUCGUCGCUUGCGAAGGUGGAACAGAGCCGGAGCGAGGAUGCGAAAGAAGUGGAAGAGGUGGUGAUGGCUUGCGAUUCGCCUACUCCUAAGAAACUGAAGCGGAGGAAUAUCGAGAUGUAUCAGAAUGAUGAAUGA
Phaedon cochleariae (mustard beetle) is the source of this 1509-nucleotide messenger RNA. NCBI's taxonomy places the organism in Eukaryota, Metazoa, Arthropoda, Insecta, Coleoptera, Chrysomelidae. The record is from the annotation of a GenBank genome assembly.